Molecule: messenger RNA, 2790 nt
Organism: Amyelois transitella
Lineage: Eukaryota; Metazoa; Arthropoda; Insecta; Lepidoptera; Pyralidae
Product: nicotinamide riboside kinase 1
Exons: 9
Coding region: 748-1557 (269 amino acids)
Cellular component (GO): cytoplasm
Source: RefSeq, a predicted model, not a curated record
UGACAGGUGACGGUUUAACAAUCGCAUUUUUAGGUUAAGAAGGAAAGCAGAAUUCUUGUGUGUAUUUCUGAAAAUACCUACCAUUAAUAAAUGUCUUCUUUACAAUAUUUAGAAAAAUGUCAGCAGCUCUAGUUCGCCAGGCCUUGGAAUUCGUCGAUCAAGAAGAAGGCGAGGUACGUGACAAACGCCGUAAGGGGAAGAAGGGGUCUUCAGGUCAAGAACAGAAAAAGCCCUACCAACGACCCACAAAAGAGAAGCAGCCUAAAGCACAAACUACUAACGCAACCAUCAAGAAACUGCUAGCAUUGUCACAGCCAGCAUCUGACAAGAAAACAGCACUUAAGAUAGUGCAACGCGCGAUCAAAGGCAAGCCACUGAUCGAGAAGCCGGAGCCAAAACCAAAGGAGAUAAAGUCCAUCCUGUUCGCAGACGAAGACGAACCAACUGCUCAAUAGUUCCGACUUGUGUCCGAGACUGGUUUGCCGAGAGCCGGGCAUGCCUGUAUAUGGACAUAGCUGAUGCGGCGCUCGGGAAACUACUGCUGGUGACGACGGCCGCGAUUUUCUGCCUCAUCGUGUUGUGGGUCAACACCUACCCCUUCUUGGAUAAAGAUUUAUACGUAACAAGCCUAGUGCCGGAUCCACAGUGGUUCUUGGUCGCGUGCGCCGUUUGGGGGCUGUGCUUUGUCGGGGGUCUCAUGUCGUUCACUCUCUACCACGUCUACCCGUAUCUGUGAUCAGCGGUAACAUGGCCCAGUUCAAUAAGGACGAGUGGAUCGUUAUCGGUGAGUUUUCUUCUCUUUAUUCAUAUUGUUUCACAGAUUUAUACGUAACAAGCCUAGUGGCGGAUCCACAGUGGUUCUUGGGGGCUGUGCUUUGUCGGGGGUCUCAUGUCGUUCACUCUCUACCACGUCUACCCGUAUCUGUGAUCAGCGGUAACAUGGCCCAGUUCAAUAAGGACGAGUGGAUCGUUAUCGGUAUAUCCGGCGUUACAUGCGGUGGCAAAACGACACUCGCUAACAAACUGAAAGAGUCCUUAGUCCCCGUCUACGUGUUCCACCAGGACAAAUACUUCUACCCUGACGACAGCCCGAAUCAUAUCAAAUGCGUAGGUCUAGAACAUAACAACUACGAUAUCCUAUCUGCACUAGAUAUGGAGAAAAUGAUGCAGGAUGUUUUAGACACGUUGAAUGGAAAAGAUAAAAGUCACGCGAGUAACGUAGUGAAGAGUAAAGGAAAAAAAGAAAUUAAAGGAAAAAAGUUUUUGAUCGUCGAAGGGUUUACAGCGUUGAAUUAUAAACCGAUUUUGGAUAUUUGUAAUUUGCGUUAUUACUUCAUCCUGGAGUACGCGGCGUGCGCGUCGCGGCGCGCGCUGCGCCUGUACUCGCCGCCCGACGUGGCCGGCUACUUCGACGGCUGCGUGUGGCCCGCGCAUCUCAGAUAUAGGGCUGAGAUAGAAAAAGACCGCCGCGUGAUUCUGCUGGACGGCACACGCCCGGACGUGUUCGAAACCGUUAUGAAUGACGUCACAGCGUUGGGCGCCGUCAGUGUAGAAUAACUUUUGUAACUGUCCUUUUGAAAUUACCGAAAAUCGGAGUGAAAAUAUGAAUGUGGAUGAAAUGGAAGGUGUAUAAAGAGAUCGUCGAAAGAUGUAGACUCUGCCUAUACCUCCGGGAAAUAAGCGUAAAAAUCGAAAAAACCAAAGAGUAAUUUGCCUUAUAUUUUGAAUUAGUGGCCUUUCAGUCUUUUCUACUGUUGGCUCUGUCUACCCCGCAAGGGAUAAACACGUGACUGUAUGUAUCUUUGAAAUAGAACAAUCAUCAUGUUAUUGCAUUUUAUUUAUCCAAUUAUUGUAUGGAAAUAAAUUUUAAGCUAGAGGAAGCCAGGUUUUUUCACUGGUUGCAUUUAUACUCACUUCUAUAGCAGGACGUGGCCAUUCCAGUUUUUUCGAGAUUGUUGGCUCUGUCUAUUCCCGUAAGGAAUAAUGACGUGAUUAUAGUAUCCGUAGGAACUUUGCUUGCGCGGUUUAGAAUCUUCGCUACUACUGGCUAGGGCACCCCUAAAUUGAUGUCCAAAAAACACGGCGGGUGCCAUUUAAAUGUAAAAUAAUGAUAAAUAAAGCCUAAUUUUAUAUUUUUGAAACCUUACUUAUCCACGCUUAUUUUUCGUAUGGCACAAAACAAACUUUUACGUGUUAAUAAUAAGGUUCUUUAAACUUUAUUUUCUUUUACCGUUUCUAACGUAUAGUUGUUUGGUGCGCAAAUAUUAUUUUUGUAUGCAGUUUUAUAUACAGGAAUUAGCCUCGCGGUCAUAGUAAUGCGAAUAUAUGUAUUUUUUAUAAGAUCGUAAAAAAUAAACUUUUCAUUAUAAACUUCAUUUGGUUCUUUUAAAAGGACAGACCAUUCUAUUUUAUGAGGACACAGAAAUGCGAAUAGCACAAAUUGCGAUAUAUAUAAACGUUAUUCUAUUUUAGCAAAUUUUUAAUGGCGUUAGUUACAAUUAUCGUCACUAGAUGGCGAUGCUAUUUUAACAUAAUGUUUAGGGUAAAAUUUUAAUGUUUUCACACGAAUAAUAAAAUGUAAACAUGUUGAGAUCUGAAGACGUAAAAAUUGUACAAAAAAUAUAUAUUAUAGUGUGUUCUUCAUACAUUUACCUGUAUGGUAAAUUGUAUGAGACGGGGAGUGUAUGACAUGUGGGGUAAAGCAUCUGUUUUGUAUGAAUUUCAGUGUAAACUGUGGAUUAGAUGUAAGCAUUGUUAAAUUAACUAAAUAAAUUAUGAUUAUAUUUAGCA